UAGAAGAAAAUACAAAAAAGGAAGAGGGAAUUGCAUGCAUUUCCUCAUCUUCUCUCUAAAUUACGUGUGAGAACAAAAUCAAUUCCAAUGCCCAGCAACUUCAUAUCCCAAAAUCAUUUCCUUAAAUUUAGCAUUGCGAAUUUGAUUUUUAUCCGCAUUCUUCAUCACCAGAAGCGAAGAUUUGAUCAUUAACUCCAUUUUCUGCACGCACUUUUGAUUUAAUUUUUGCUCCUCAGUUGCAGUUUUCCGCGAUUUUAUUCGUGAAAUUCAUCCAUUUUAUCCAAGGAGUUUUUGGAAGGAUAACCAAUUUAUGCGUUUCCUUUUUUAAAUUUACGUUUUUUUCGGUCGUCAAUUUGUUUCCGCCCAAAUUCAAUUUUAGAUUGUGUUUUUGCCUAAUGUUCGCUGAUUGUUCGCGGUUGUUUCCUUUUAAGCUCGAUCGUCUACAAAAUCAAACAAUUUCGGAUCAUUCUUCAUGCUGAAAUAUGAACCUUCUGGUCCGCGUAAGCGAAGCCAAAAAUUUGCCUCCGAUGGAGUCGAGCGGCUUUACCAAUCCGUAUGUGAAGCUAGAAUUGGGGCGGCUGGCGUUCAGGAGCAAAGCUGUGAAGAAAUGCCUGGAUCCGUCGUGGUCCGAGGAAUUCAUAUUUGAAGUGGACGACUUGAAAAGGAAGCUUGUUGUAUCUGUUUUGGAUGAAGAAAGGUGUUUCAAUAAUGAUUUUGUUGGGCAGAUUAGAGUGCCUGUAGCUUGGGUUUUCGAGGCAAAGGAUCAAUCCCUUGGCACUUCUUGGUACACUCUGCAUCCCAAGAGCAAUAAUGCCAAGAACAAGGAUUGUGGUGAAAUUCUUCUCACCAUUUAUUUGUUGCAAAAGAAUACGCCAUUAGACAUGCCACCCACCAGUGAUUCUGCAAUGUUGUCAAGAAAAUAUGCUGAUUCUCUGCAUGAUUCCCCCUCAAUCUCAAUGUCUUCCUCAUUGGCAUCUUCUCCUAUGAGAUUAGAGGAAGAUGUCCCGUUGAAAGAAGCAAAGGUUAAUGCGCCAACAUUAGCUGGUCGAAUUGCAAAAAUUUUCAAUAAGAAUGUAGAGCCAACAGCCAUUAGCUCUAUUGAAACUAGUGAUGCAUCAGAGGCUGAAAGUAAUGAUUCAUUGAGUCUAGAGAGCAAGUGUGUGGAACCUUCGUCAUCAGUUGAUUUCGAAGAACUAAUGAGAAGUUUGGAGACGAGAGAACAGAGUGGUGAAGUUCCAAGUUGUUUACCUGGAGGAGUAGUUCUUGAUCAAUUAUAUGCAAUAACUCCUCGUGAAUUGAACUCCACACUCUUUUCUCCAGAUUCAAGCUAUUUCAAGUCUUUUGCGGACAUGCAAGGAUCAACUGAUUUACAAGUAAAAGCAUGGGAAUUCGAUAAUAAUGGUGAGAGCCUAAAACGACUGGUGUCAUACGUUAAGCCACCAACCAAAAUGGUUAAAGCUUUGAAAGCCACAGAGGAGCAAACAUAUUUGAAAGCUAAAGGUGGGACGUUUGUUGUUUUGGUCGUUGUGAGCACCCUGGAUGCUCCAUAUGGCAAAACUUUUAAGAUAGAAUUGCUUUACUGCAUAACUCCUGGUCUAGAGCAGCCAUCGGGGGAGCAAUCUUCCCAACUGGUUGUUUCGUGGAGAAUUAACUUCUCGCAGAGCACCAUGAUGAAAAGUAUUAUUGAAAAUGGAGCAAGACAAGGCAUAAAAGAAAAUUUUGAUCAGUAUGAGAAGUUUCUGUCCCGCAGCGUAAAGCCCCUUGAUCUUAAAGAUAUAAGUUCUGAGAAAGACCAACUUAUGGCAUCUCUUCAGGUAGAGCAUCACUCUGAAUGGACAUUGGCAGUUCAAUAUUUCGCCAAUUUCACAGUAGUCUCGGCUAUUUUCACGUGGUUAUAUCUGCUCACACACUUAUGCAUGGUUAUGCCUAGCAAAGUUCAGGGUCUUGAGUUUGUUGGUUUAGACUUGCCUGAUUCCGUUGGUGAGAUCAUAGUAAGUAUUUUGUUGGUUCUGCAAGGAAAACAGGUGCUGAAGUUAGUGUCCCGCUUCAUGCAAGCGAGAGCACAGAAAGGAAGUGAUCAUGGAAUCAAAGGAAAAGGAGAUGGGUGGUUGCUAACGGUUGCCUUAAUUGAAGGAAGCAAUUUGGAAGCACCUAACUCAACUUCAACGUCAUCUGAUCCUUAUGUGGUGUUUACUUGCAACGGGAAUAGAAGAACCAGCUCUAUCAAGUUUCAAAAAUCAGAACCUCUUUGGAAUGAAAUCCUUGAGUUUGAUGCUAUGAAUGAGCCUCCAUCUAGGUUGGACGUGGAAGUGUUCGAUUUCGAUGGGCCUUUUGUUGAACCCUCAUCUCUUGGGCAUGCUGAAAUUAAUUUCCUGAAAACUAGUGUUUCCGACUUAUCUGAUGUCUGGAUACCUCUACAAGGAAAGUUGUCUCAAGCAUGUCAGUCAAAGAUACACUUAAGAAUUUUCUUGAACAGUACUAAGGCUACUAAUAGUUUCCAAGAGUAUAUAGCUAAGGUGGAGAAGGAGGUUGGCAAGAAGAUAAGAUUACGGUCUCCUCAGACAAAUUCAACAUUCCAGAAGCUUUUUGGGCUGCCCCCGGAGGAAUUUCUCAUCAAUGACUUCUCCUGCUACCUGAGACGUAAAAUGCCUCUCCAGGGCCGUCUGUUUCUUUCAGCAAGAGCGGUCGGGUUCCAUGGAGAUAUAUUUGGUCAGAAGUCGAAGUUCUUAUUUCUCUGGGAAGACGUGGAAGAUAUUCAACGCAUCCCUCCCACUCUAUCAUCAAUGGGAAGCCCUGUCAUCAGCGUGAUUCUAAAGCCUGGAAGAGGAACUGAUGCACGGCAUGGAGCACGGUCACUAGAUGCAAAAGGCAGGCUGGGGUUUCAUUUUCAUUCUUUUGUAUCUCUCAAUGUUGCCCACAGAACAAUGUUGGCACUCUGGAGGGCAAAAACCUUGCCACCUAAACAGGACGAGAUGAUACCAGAAAAAGAAUCUGAAGCAAAUGAUGUCCGUGCUUCUGAAGAUGAGUCUGUCUCUGAAACCAUUCAAGCUGCAGAGGAGGAACUUGAAGUUCAUUGCGAUUUGAUAGAAGACAAUGACUCCGAUGCUAAAAUCACCCAGACUGAGGAGACCGCUUCUUUUCUGGGAGUUGAUGAUGUUAAUGUGUCCACGGUUUAUUCUUCCAUCCUACCACUUCCGAUUAGUUUCUGCAUGGAAUUGUUCGGAGGAAGAGAAAUUGAGGAAAGGGUGAUGGAGAGAGCAGGAUGCCUUAACUACUCUCACAGCCCUUGGGAAUCUUAUAAGGCAGACGUGCAUCAGAGACAGCUGUACUAUAAGCUUCAAAAAUGCAUACCUCUCUACAAAGGGGAAGUCGCGAGUACUCAGCAAAAGCUUCGCCUCUCUGUUAAAAAUGGUUGGCUCAUCAAGGAACUCAUGAAUCUCCAAGGCCUCCCACUCGGUGACAAUUUUUCCCUUCACUUAAGGUAUCACAUCGAGGAUCUCCCUGCGAAGUAUGCAGCGUGUAGUGUUCAAGUGAACCUCGGCGUUACAUGGCUGAAAUACACCAGAAACCAGAAACGAAUCACAAAAAAUAUCACUUCGAUUCUAAAGAAGCGUGUGAAGCUUGUGUUUAGCAUAUUGGAGAAGGAAUACAUUGCAAAGUCAUAGACAUAUAUGUCAAAAACGUCUACCAUUAUUAUGAAGCAAUGAUAUAUACCAAUAUACCAUGAGUGAUAUGGAUAGAUAACUCCAUAUUAGAGGCUAAUGUAAUAUUGUGUACAAAAUUCAAAAAACUUUGUUAGUAAAAUAUGCUUAAUGGA
Molecule: messenger RNA, 3817 nt
Organism: Salvia splendens (bonfire salvia)
Lineage: Eukaryota; Viridiplantae; Streptophyta; Magnoliopsida; Lamiales; Lamiaceae
Product: C2 and GRAM domain-containing protein At1g03370
Exons: 9
Coding region: 483-3665 (1060 amino acids)
Source: RefSeq, a predicted model, not a curated record